UCCUCUUGCCUUGUGCCGUGAUGUGAGGUCUUUAAUCUGUCCUUAGGGUUAGGGCUGCCCCCUUCUGAGCCUUCCGUUUGCAUGCCUCCGUAGUAGUGUUCACCGUGUGUGCAGAGAUCUGUCAGUGCUGGUAAAAGUUUACCCGUCCGUAUUCGUUGUGGCCACACCUGUCCCGUGGUUGUUUUGCCAAAUCCUACCAUCAGUUUUCUUGGGAGAGCAGGCCACAGGUAUCUGCACGGUGUCAGCAAGGUUGCUGCUGCUCUGGGGCCCCUGUGUGCCAAAAACUUAACCUGAGUUAGAGCAUGUUGGCACUUCAAGCCGGCUUCAGCAAGCUGACAAACUGUCGUGUGAAAAUUUUUUGAGAUGCUUCUGGGGUUCUGAACACCUCUGACAUAUUGGUGUUGGAUUCGUUUUUCCAAGAGCAGGUGCCAUAGACCCCUUCCCAGGAUGGGCGAGUUUGCCGGGGUGGAGUGUGGUGGAAUCUGGCAGUAACCCCAUGACUCUGCUGCAGGUGGAGAUGAGUUCCCAACAGUUCCCGCGCUUGGGGACCCCCUCGACGGGGCUGAGCCAGGCCCCCUCGCAGAUCGCCAGCAGUGCUUCUGCAGGACUCAUCAGUCCAGCUGCUACAGUCAAUGACGAAUCUGGGCGAGAUGCUGAAGUCAGUGCCAGGGAGCACCUGGGUUCCGGCAACUCCCUGCAGUCCCGGGAAGAGAAGCAGGAGCCUGUUGUGGUAAGGCCCUAUCCACAGGUGCAGAUGUUGUCUACACAUCAUGCUGUCGCCUCGGCCACCCCUGUCGCAGUGACAGCUUCACCAGCACACCUGACGCCAGCCGUGCCACUCUCAUUUUCGGAGGGACUCAUGAAGCCACCCCCGAAGCCCACCAUGCCUAGCCGUCCUAUUGCUCCUGCUCCACCUUCUACCUUGUCACUUCCCCCCAAGGUUCCAGGGCAGGUUACUGUUACCAUGGAGAGUAGCAUCCCUCAAGCUUCAGCCAUUCCUGUGGCAACAAUCAGUGGACAACAGGGACAUCCCAGUAACCUGCACCACAUCAUGACCACAAAUGUACAGAUGUCCAUCAUUCGCAGCAAUGCUCCCGGGCCCCCUCUUCACAUUGGAGCGUCUCAUUUGCCUCGAGGUGCUGCUGCUGCUGCCGUGAUGUCCAGUUCCAAAGUAACCACGGUCCUGAGGCCCACUUCACAGUUGCCAAAUGCUGCCACAGCCCAGCCAGCAGUGCAGCAUAUCAUUCACCAACCGAUCCAGUCUCGUCCACCCGUGACCACCUCCAAUACCAUCCCCCCAGCAGUGGUGGCAACCGUCUCGGCCACCAGAGCUCAGUCUCCAGUCAUCACCACAACAGCUGCGCACGCCACCGACUCAGCACUGAGUCGGCCAACCCUGUCCAUCCAGCACCCACCGUCCGCAGCCAUUAGCAUCCAGCGGCCUGCCCAGUCGCGGGACGUGACAACGCGGAUCACCCUGCCAUCGCACCCUGCACUAGGAACGCCGAAGCAACAGCUUCAUACCAUGGCACAGAAGACCAUCUUCAGCACUGGCACACCAGUGGCAGCAGCGACAGUGGCCCCGAUCCUGGCAACUAACACCAUUCCAUCAACAACAGCAGCUGGAUCUGUGUCACACACACAAGCUCCCACGAGUACAAUUGUCACCAUGACAAUGCCCUCCCAUUCGUCGCAUGCCACGGCUGUGACCACCUCCAACAUCCCGGUUGCUAAGGUGGUGCCUCAGCAGAUCACACACACGUCUCCUCGCAUCCAGCCCGAUUACCCUGCAGAGAGGAGCAGCCUGAUUCCCAUUUCAGGACACAGAGCCUCUCCAAACCCUGUGGCCAUGGAAACUCGGAGUGAUAACAGACCUUCUGUUCCUGUCCAGUUCCAGUACUUCUUGCCAACUUACCCACCUUCUGCGUACCCACUGGCGGCGCACACCUACACCCCAAUCACCAGUUCAGUGUCCACUAUCCGACAGUAUCCAGUUUCAGCUCAGGCUCCAAACUCUGCCAUCACAGCUCAGACUGGUGUUGGAGUGGCGUCCACAGUGCACCUCAAUCCCAUGCAGCUGAUGACGGUGGACGCAUCACAUGCUCGACAUAUCCAGGGGAUCCAGCCAGCACCCAUCAGUACGCAGGGGAUCCAGCCAGCACCCAUUGGCACACCAGGGAUCCAGCCAGCACCAAUUGGCACACAGGGCAUUCACUCAGCCACCCCAAUCAGUACGCAAGGUCUUCAGCCUGCUCCCAUGGGCACUCAGCAGCCACAGCCUGAAGGAAAGACCUCAGUGGUCUUGGCAGAUGGAGCUACAAUUGUAGCCAACCCUAUUAGCAAUCCAUUCAGUGCUGCUCCAGCAGCAACAACUGUGGUGCAGACCCACAGCCAGAGUGCUGGCACCAAUGCUCCAGCCCAGGGCUCAUCCCCCCGGCCAAGCAUACUCCGGAAGAAGCCUGCUACCGACGGAAUGGCAGUUCGGAAAACCCUCAUUCCUCCUCAGCCUCCUGAAGUGGCUAGUCCUCGAGUGGAGAGCUCCAUGCGGAGUACAUCCGGGUCACCUAGGCCUGCAGGUGCCAAACCUAAGUCCGAAAUCCACGUGUCUAUGACCACGCCAGUCACGGUGUCCAUGGAGACUGUAUCCAGUCAGAAUAACGAUCAACCCACUAUUGCCGUCCCUCCCACCGCCCAGCAACCUCCACCAACCAUUCCAGCCAUGAUUGCAGCAGCCAGCCCCCCAUCCCAGCCAGCUAUUGCCCUCUCAACCAUUCCUGGAGCAGUCCCCCUCACUCCACCCAUCACUACCAUUGCAGCUGCGCCACCUCCCUCGGCUGCCGGGGGUGGCAGUCUCUCUUCCGUGUUGGGCCCCACGGUACCUGAGAUCAAAGUGAAAGAAGAAGUGGAACCCAUGGAUAUCAUGAGGCCAGUUUCUGCAGUUCCCCCACUGGCUGCCAAUGCUGUGUCGCCGUCCCUCGCGUUGCUGGCCAACAACCUGUCCAUGCCUGCCAGUGACCUGCCCCCUGGUGCCUCCCCAAGAAAGAAGCCGCGGAAGCAGCAGCAUGUGAUCUCAACUGAAGAAGGAGACAUGAUGGAAACCAACAGCACUGACGACGAGAAGUCCACUGCCAAGAGCCUCUUGGUGAAGGCCGAGAAGCGCAAGUCCCCUCCCAAGGAGUAUAUCGAUGAGGAAGGGGUGAGGUAUGUCCCAGUGCGGCCCAGACCUCCCAUUACUUUGCUUCGCCACUACCGGAACCCCUGGAAAGCUGCUUAUCACCACUUUCAGAGGUACAGUGACGUCCGGGUCAAAGAGGAGAAGAAAGCUAUGCUGCAGGAGAUAGCUAACCAGAAAGGUGUGUCCUGCCGCGCCCAAGGCUGGAAGGUCCACCUGUGUGCCGCGCAGCUGUUGCAGCUGACGAAUCUAGAACAUGAUGUCUAUGAGAGACUGACCAACCUGCAGGAAGGGAUCAUCCCAAAGAAAAAAGCAGCCACUGACGACGACCUGCACCGAAUCAACGAGCUGAUCCAGGGCAACAUGCAGAGGUGUAAGCUGGUGAUGGAUCAGAUCAGUGAGGCCAGAGACUCCAUGCUUAAGGUGUUAGAGCACAGAGACCGCGUGCUGAAGCUCCUCAACAAGAACGGGGCCGUGAGGAAGGUGUCCAAGUUGAAGCGGAAGGAGAAGGUUUAGCCCCAGCGGAGUCACGAGUUUGAAAGAGGAUUGAUCAUGGAUGAUGGUGGGGAGGGGGUUCUUUGUUGUUUCCGAGGUGGGACAUGAGAAUAAAGGAAGUGUUCCUGUUCCUUAAUUCUCAAGGGAAAACCGAGGGAUCGUGGCAUCCUGUGAAAGGAUCAGAGCCCACUUGACGCCAUGCACCUCUUUGUUUGGGGUGCUCCCCCGGUAAACCUGCUGCGUGUCCUCUGACUCGUGCGUGCCGCAACGCCGAGGGCUGGUUGCCCAGCGUGCUCACCUGG
Molecule: messenger RNA, 3969 nt
Organism: Ochotona curzoniae (black-lipped pika)
Lineage: Eukaryota; Metazoa; Chordata; Mammalia; Lagomorpha; Ochotonidae
Gene: SAP130
Product: Sin3A associated protein 130
Exons: 20
Coding region: 497-3688 (1063 amino acids)
Biological process (GO): negative regulation of transcription by RNA polymerase II
Cellular component (GO): Sin3-type complex
Source: RefSeq, a predicted model, not a curated record